This is a messenger RNA of Wyeomyia smithii (pitcher-plant mosquito), 2136 nucleotides long. Its product is annotated as zinc finger protein 62 homolog. Gene Ontology annotation, biological process: regulation of transcription by RNA polymerase II. The transcript is spliced from 5 exons. Bases 148 to 2067 code for a protein of 639 amino acids. NCBI's taxonomy places the organism in Eukaryota, Metazoa, Arthropoda, Insecta, Diptera, Culicidae. Gene Ontology annotation, molecular function: RNA polymerase II cis-regulatory region sequence-specific DNA binding; DNA-binding transcription factor activity. The record is from RefSeq and is a predicted model, not a curated record.
GACAUGUUUUUGUUUACCUAUAGUUCAAGUGGGAAAUGGGGAAAAAGUAUUCGAGAAUGUUAGGUUUUUAUCAGUUCAUUCUAGCUUCUGCAUGUGAAAAUAUAUAAUUAUUUAGAAAUCAAUGAAUAAUUUUGUUGUGUGAGCGAAAUGGAAGAAAAUAAUCAAAUAAAGAUCGAAGAGCUCAUAAUAUUCGAUUCUUUGCCCACGGAAGAGGAUACUCUACUUGUUAAAAGGGAUUGGUGUACCGAUGACACAACUGUAACGAACACUCAGAAGGAAGGUUCAGUUGAUGUGAUACAAGAACAUCUGAAAGAACUCACUGAUGAAGUUGGGAGUACAGCAGUUUGUGAGUCAGCUCCUCGCUGCAGCAACUCGGACGGUUUAAACAUACCCAAUCAAUGGAAAGAGUACGUUUGUGAAUUCUGCAACAAAGAAUGCAGUGGGAAACAGAACCUCCAGGACCAUAAAAGAAGUCAUAAUAGACAACGUCUAUUUGCCUGUGAUAUCUGCAAUGGAACAUUCAACACAGCCAGACGUUUGCAGUACCAUAAGAGCAUUCUACAUACCGAAGACCAGUACUUCCAGUGUGACAUAUGUAAGCAACGUUUUUUGCAAAAAUCAUAUCUAUUGGACCACAUGAACAUACACCGCACAUAUGGCAAUGAGCGAUCCUUUAAAUGCGACACCUGCAACACAUCAUACAAAAGAUCUCAAGAUUUAAAGGCUCAUAUGCGGAAGGUUCACAAAGUCGUUAAGCAACCGCGGAAAAAGUACGUUUGCGAAUACUGCAACAAGGAACUGAGCUCAAAACACAGCUUAGACGAUCAUAGAAGAACUCAUACCGGGGAACGACCUUUUGCAUGUGAUAAGUGCAACGCAACAUUUAUCACGACACAACGUUUGCAGUACCAUGAGAAAGCUCAUACAAGCGUUCGGAAUUUUGGGUGUGACAUAUGCAAGCGACGUUUUUAUCUAAAACAAACUUUGUCGUCUCACAUGGUUAUACACCGCUCAGAUUGUCCACAUAAAUGCCCGUUUUGCGAUAAAACAUUCGCAAGUGGUGCUCAUCUCAAGCAACAUCUGCCCAAACACAGCGAUGCGCGAGAAUUUAAAUGCGACCACUGUAUGGCGUUUUAUAAGAGACGUGAUGCUCUAGAAAAGCACAUGGAGAACCAUGAGCUCUAUCCCUUCUCAGGCAGCUUCAAAAGUAUGCCGCGAUUUGAUAGUACUCAUACAAGGCACCGGAAGUUCAAGUGCGACACAUGUGAGCAACGGUUUUCGAUGAAAUCACAUCUUUUGUCACACAUGAAAAUCCACCGCACAGAUUGCCCGCAUAAGUGCUCUAUUUGUGAUGCAAGAUUCUCAGAUGUCGUUCUCCUGGAAAAUCAUAUGGUCUGUCACAGUGAUGAGCGACCCUUCAAAUGCGAAAUUUGUGGUAGAUCAUACAAAAGACUUAAAGCUUUACAGCGUCACACCAGCAAAGUUCACCGUCCCCCAAGCUCUUCGGGCGAACCGAAGGACUUCGCCGGAAGGCGACGUUUAGAAUGUGAUAUUUGUAGCGAAAUAUUUUACUCAACUACACGUUUGCAUUACCAUAUGAGGGCUCAUACAGGAGUCCCGAGUUUCGAGUGUGACAUAUGCGAACGACGCUUCGUUUUGAAAUCUUACCUACGGUUUCACAUGAAAAUACACCUCACCGAUUGCCCACAUACGUGCCAGAUUUGCAAUAAAAAGUUCUCAACUAAUCUUAAACUCCAAGAUCAUAUGGUUACUCACACCGAUGAACGACCCUUCAAAUGUGACAUAUGCGACAGAUCCUUCAAGGGAUCUAAUCAUGUAAAGCAUCAUAUGAGAAUGAUCCACAAGGUCGAUCUCCCUCGAAGCGACAGGGAAAAUUUGAAGCCAAACCAGACUGGUAACAGCCUAAGCGAUGUAUACAGCUGCGACGUAUGCGGCAAACAGUACAAACAAAGAAGUUCACUUCGCAUACAUCAGGAUCUUCAUAAGAUCGCCACAACCGUGACAGCGUCCCCACGCAUGCUUAAACAUUUCGGAAAUGUUUCGUGAUACAUAUGUUAGUUAUAUUACUUGACUUACCUGCAAUUAUUACCACACUGCUACUACAGCAGUAGAGUA